AUGCAGAUGGAAGCCCAGAAUGCCGACCCCUUUGCUGAAAACCCCGCCAAGCUGCAAAUGUCGGGAUCCAACUCAAACGACGGCCACUCGGUCACCAAGCGCCUGCAAAACGAGCUGAUGCAACUCAUGAUGUCCGACACGCCCGGAAUCUCGGCGUUCCCCGUGUCCGACGCAGAUCUGCUCAACUGGACCGGCACCCUGACCGGCCCGGAGGGAACGGUCUACGAGGACCUGACGUUCAAAAUCUCGCUGGCCUUCCCCCAAAACUACCCCUACACCGCACCCACAAUCAAGUUCAUCAGCCCCAUGUGGCAUCCCAACGUGGACAUGUCCGGCAACAUCUGCCUGGACAUUCUCAAGGAAAAGUGGUCUGCCGUGUACAACGUGCAGACAAUUCUCUUGUCCCUGCAGUCGCUGUUUGGCGAGCCCAACAACAAGUCGCCUCUCAACGCCCAGGCCGCCCAGCUGUGGGACACGGACAUGGAUGAGUACAAGCGGCUGCUGAUGCAGCGGUACGAGGCCCCUGACGAUGAGUAA
Yarrowia lipolytica CLIB122 is the source of this 537-nucleotide messenger RNA. RefSeq lists its product as uncharacterized. The record is from RefSeq and is a predicted model, not a curated record. Lineage: Eukaryota; Fungi; Ascomycota; Dipodascomycetes; Dipodascales.